AUGACAGGUCCUGCUCCACCCAGAGGCUACUCCACCUCUGCUGCUGUGACCCGUCCUGCUCCACCCAGAGGCUACUCCACCUCUGCUGCUGUGACGGGUUCUGCUCCACCCAGAGGCUACUCCACCUCUGCUGCUGUGACAGGUCCUGCUCCACCCAGAGGCUACACCACCUCUGCUGCUGUGACAGGUCCUGCUCCACCCAGAGGCUACUCCACCUCUGCUGCUAUGACAGGUCCUGCUCCACCCAGAGGCUACUCCACCUCUGCUGCUAUGACAGGUCCUGCCCACCCAGAGGCUACUCCACCUCUGCUGCUGUGA
Knipowitschia caucasica is the source of this 318-nucleotide messenger RNA. The record is from the annotation of a GenBank genome assembly. Lineage: Eukaryota; Metazoa; Chordata; Actinopteri; Gobiiformes; Gobiidae.